GAGACCGAGAGUGGUUUGUAGAAUCUACCACCAUCCGUCCGUGGAUGUGAGAAAGUGAUCAUCUGUUCUGUCGGUUCAUUUUGAUUAUCUAUCUCAUCUUUCACCUUCUUUGCUUCUUUCGUAUUGAUGACUGUCGUCUGUCGCACACCGCUCUGUUGCCUAUUUGCCUUCUCAUUUGUAAUUUUCUAUCAGAACAGUUGCUCUUGGACUCUUUUCAUUUCAUACUUUGAUAAGAAGCUGUGAACUCCAACGUCUUUCAAGUUACAAAAGUCGUGAAACUUAUUAUACAACAAUCAUGUUCUCUCGAAUUCUACCUUAUAAAAAUGUCACCGAAUUCAGUCAUCUUGUGAAACAAUUCUCCACGUCCAACCAGAGGAAUGUCAAGGUGGCAGUGUGUGGAGCGAGCGGAGGCAUUGGCCAGCCUCUCAGUUUACUUCUGAAGCAGUCGCCUCUAGUCACCAAAUUGUCCCUGUUCGACAUUGUCCACACUCCAGGAGUCGCCGCCGAUUUGAGCCACAUUGACACAAAGUCUUCCGUUCACGGCUAUGUAGGACCCGAUCAACUCAAGGAAUCAUUGCAAGGAGCGGACGUUAUUAUAAUUCCAGCAGGCGUACCAAGGAAGCCUGGUAUGACAAGAGACGAUCUUUUCAACACGAAUGCUUCAAUUGUGAGAGAUCUUGCCCAGGCUGCUGCUGAGGUAGCGCCUAAAGCUUUGAUUGGUAUCAUUUCAAAUCCAGUUAAUAGCACAGUUCCUAUUGCUUCCGAAGUACUAAAGAAAGCUGGAGUCUAUGAUCCCAAGAGAAUUUUCGGUGUAACGACUCUUGAUAUUGUUCGUGCUAAUAAGUUCGUCUCUGAACUGAAGGGUCUCGAUCCAGUUAAUGUGAACAUUCCCGUUAUUGGUGGACACUCGGGAGUGACAAUUAUCCCUGUUAUUUCCCAAGCAAAGCCUGCCGUUGAUUUCCCAGCUGAUCAGUUGAAGGCGUUGACCGAACGUAUCCAGGAAGCCGGUACUGAAGUAGUGAAGGCUAAGGCUGGAGCAGGAUCAGCCACACUAUCCAUGGCUUUUGCCGGAGCCAGGUUCGCCAUUUCAUUGUGUCGUGCUCUGAAGGGAGAAGCUAAUGUUGUUGAAUGUGCCUAUGUUCGAUCCGAUAUCACUGAUGCUAAAUACUUCUCCACUCCAGUGCUAUUGGGACCCAAUGGUUUGGAAAAGAAUCUAGGAUUUGGUAAAUUGUCCGCCUUUGAAGAAGGUCUUUUGAAAGCGGCCAUUCCAGAGCUGAAGAAGAAUAUUCAAAAGGGAGAGGACUUUGUCAACAAAAAUUGAACUAGCCAAUUUAAGUAAUGCAAUACAAAUUGAACUAGCCAAUUUCAGCAGUUAAAGUGAGACGAAAUAUAUAAUCCACUAUAACCAGCAACAGUAUCCGAAUACCUGUAAAAGUAUGUGUGCAUGUCCCUUAGGUUUCUGUGUAUGUAUGCUAUAUGUAUGAAUCUAUUUACAUUAUAAGAAAGCAAUAAUUUUGCCUUUGAAACUUAGAACAGUUCCAGUAAUACUGUAAAACUAGCUGAUCGUUCUAUCUUAGUGCUAUAUCAGUCAUCAUUGUGUAUUUAUAGCUAAUUUUUGAGAAACAUAUUUAUUACUUACCAGCAAUAUUGUCCACCAUAUUUAUUAAUUCGACUUAUUGCUUUAAAAGCUCUUUGAUACAUGAUUAUUCAUCAAUUUGUGACAUAACCAAGUGAUAAUUACUAAGUGAAUAUUUGCAAAGCAAUAGUACAAUUUAAGAUAGUGUGUAUUUAAAUGUUUUGUUCACUACACGAUUGUUAUAGACUAUUUUUGUUGAUCGAUUAUAUUUUCCUACUAUCAUUGUAUAAAAAUUACAAAAUCUUUCGCCUUUCAA
This is a messenger RNA of Nilaparvata lugens (brown planthopper), 1892 nucleotides long. RefSeq names its product malate dehydrogenase, mitochondrial (gene Mdh2). The coding region runs from base 296 to 1321 and encodes 341 amino acids. Gene Ontology annotation, cellular component: cytoplasm; mitochondrion. Gene Ontology annotation, molecular function: L-malate dehydrogenase (NAD+) activity. The transcript is spliced from 7 exons. Lineage: Eukaryota; Metazoa; Arthropoda; Insecta; Hemiptera; Delphacidae. The record is from RefSeq and is a predicted model, not a curated record. Gene Ontology annotation, biological process: tricarboxylic acid cycle; malate metabolic process.